This is a messenger RNA of Coffea eugenioides, 2862 nucleotides long. Its product is annotated as mechanosensitive ion channel protein 6-like. The transcript is spliced from 5 exons. Gene Ontology annotation, biological process: monoatomic anion transport; transmembrane transport. The record is from RefSeq and is a predicted model, not a curated record. NCBI's taxonomy places the organism in Eukaryota, Viridiplantae, Streptophyta, Magnoliopsida, Gentianales, Rubiaceae. Gene Ontology annotation, molecular function: mechanosensitive monoatomic ion channel activity. Bases 1 to 2862 code for a protein of 953 amino acids. Gene Ontology annotation, cellular component: plasma membrane.
AUGGCAUCGCCCUCCUCCCCCACCGACGACCACCGCCGCGAAGUCAUUGUCAAGAUAGAUGGCGGCCCUGAUCAUGCCCGCGACGCUGGACAUGGUGGCACCAACAACCAGGUUUGGAGGGAGCCCAGCAUCGAAUUCUGGAAAGACAACGACUCGGCUUCCCCCGGAGGACUCGAUUACCGCCACCAUCCUACCAAUGCCAAUGAUAUGGACGUCGUCGUCCAGGAUCCGCUGUCAAAGCUAAUUGGGCAGUUUUUGAAUAAACAAAGAGCUGCCGGUGCAGAGUUGUCAUUGGAUGUGGACCUGGAGGUGGAUGAGCUUCAUCGAGAUCAGCAAGAUGGCCGUAGCAGCUGCACCAGCAUCAACGAUAAUCGUAGGAACCCCAACCCUCCAAAUUUUCCCCCUUUGAGCGGAGAUUACCAAACCCGCAAUGCUGAUCACAAUGAUGAUUAUGAGCUAAAAGUUUCCUACCAGCAGGCUCCUGCAGCAAUGUCGAAUCGUAGUACUCCUACGCAUAAAGUGAUUGAUAUCGCACCCGAUGAGAGACGACGUCAAUUUAGCAAGGAGAUUGAGUCAUCCUCAGAUGAUGAUGAUCAUGACGAGGAGUUGGAGGAGGAGGAAAAUAAUGAGAAGGUGCAUCCCCUGCAAGAGUUUCAUAGGAGAUCGAACACGGAUGCCAAUAACAGCAAUGAUGGUCAUAAUGGCGUUGAUGAUGUUCAGGUGCUGAGGUGCACGUCAAUACAGAGGAGAACCGGUGUGUUAGGGAGGAUGAAAACUAAGUCUAGGUUAAUAGACCCGUCCCCUGAGAGGCCCGAGAGAAGGUCAGGGAUGAUUGGGAAGCCAUCCGGCCCUAUUAGGGUUUCCGGGAUGUUAGGGAGGGCUUCGGGGAUGUUAGGGAAGCAGCCUGCGCCACCGGAUGACGAAGAGGAUGAUCCGCUGUUUGACGAAGAUCUUCCCGAGGAAUACAGGAAGGCCAACCUUAAUGCCCUCACCCUGCUGCAAUGGAUUAGCCUUUUCCUAAUUGUGUCCGCUUUGGCCUGUACUCUAGCCAUUCCCAAGUGGAAGAAAAUGAAGCUGAGAGGACUCCAGUUGUGGAAGUGGGAGGUCUUGGUUCUUGUUCUGAUAUGCGGUAGGUUAGUCUCUGGUUGGGGAAUUAGAAUAGUGGUGCUGCUCAUCGAGAGGAAUUUUCUUCUGCGCAAAAGGGUUCUGUAUUUCGUGUAUGGCAUAAGAAAGCCUGUUCAGAAUUGCAUUUGGUUGGGUUUGGUUCUAAUUUCCUGGCAGUGCCUGUUUGACAAGAAGGUUGAGGGAAGUAACAGCUUCCUACGGUUCGUUAAUAAGCUAAUGGUGUGCAUGCUGCUGGCAACAAUUCUAUGGCUGGUCAAGACACUGAUGGUCAAAGUCCUUGCCUCUUCAUUUCAUGUUAGCACGUUCUUCGAUCGAAUUCAAGAAUCACUGUUCAAUCAGUACGUUAUUGAGAUGCUGUCUGGGCCACCUCUCAUUGAGAUAAAGGCUAUUCAGGAGGAAGAGGAUAGGACGAUGGAUGAGGUUUGGAAACUUCAGAAUGCAGGUGCCACUCUGCCGCCUGAUCUUAGACCACCUGCUUUCCACUCUGCUAAGAGUGGAAAGUUGAGUGGAAAGUUGAUGGGAACAGCAGGACUACCCCCAAGGCCUUCAAGAACACUUAGUGUCAAGAUCUCCAGCCCAAUGGCCAAGCAUCAUGAUGACCCUGGUAUAACAAUUGAUGACUUGCACAGGCUGAACCCCAAGAAUAUAUCUGCUUGGAAUAUGAAGAGGUUGAUGAAUAUGGUUAGACAUGGGGUCCUGUCUACGCUGGACGAACAAAUUAUGGGCAGCUCUCACCAUGACGAAUCUGCCACACAGAUUAGAAGUGAGUGUGAGGCCAAAGUUGCAGCAAGGAAGAUAUUCAGAAAUGUAGCAAAACCCAGGGCUAAAUUCAUCUACCUAGAAGACAUGAUGCAUUUCUUGCGAGAGGAGGAGGCUUUGAAGAUCAUGAAUAUUGUGGAAGGAUCACCUGAAAGUGAAAAAAUCAGCAGGGCGUCCCUGAGGAACUGGGUGGUCAAUGCUUUUAGAGAACGGAAAGCACUUGCAUUGACACUGAAUGAUACAAAAACAGCUGUUAAUAAACUUCAUCAGAUGGUGAACGUAAUAGUUGGUAUCAUCAUCGUGAUUAUCUGCCUCGUAAUACUGGGAAUUGCAACAAGCAAGCUUUUGCUCUUCGUAAGCUCUCAGAUCGUUGUCGUGGCCUUCAUAUUUGGAAACACAUGCAAGACAAUAUUCGAAGCCAUCAUUUUCUUAUUUGUGAUGCAUCCAUUUGACGUUGGUGAUAGAUGCGAGAUAGAUGGAGUCCAGAUGGUUGUUGAAGAAAUGAACAUUUUAAAUACAGUCUUCCUGAGAUUUGACAACCAGAAGAUACUGUACCCAAACAGCACUCUUGCAACCAAACCCAUCCAUAACUAUUAUCGCAGCCCUGACAUGGGCGAUUCAGUUGAUUUUGUUGUCCAUAUUGCAACUCCAGCAGAGAAGAUUGCCAUUAUGAAGCAAAGAAUAAUCAGCUAUGUUGAGAGCAAGAAAGAGCAUUGGUACUCCUCUCCAACAGUCGUGCUGAUGGACCUGGAAGGCUUGAACAGGCUGAAGAUGUCGGUAUGGAUUAGACACAGAAUGAAUUAUCAGGACAUGGGAACAAGAUGGCAGAGAAGAGCCCUUUUGAUUGAAGAGAUGAUCAAUAUUUUUAAAGAGCUUGAUAUUGAUUACCGCUUGCUUCCCCUUGAUAUCAAUGUUCGCACCCUGCCUCCUGUUAACUCCAACAGGUUUCCCUCGACCUGGCCAACUUCUUCUAGCUGA